This is a messenger RNA of Lactuca saligna, 666 nucleotides long. The record is from the annotation of a GenBank genome assembly. Lineage: Eukaryota; Viridiplantae; Streptophyta; Magnoliopsida; Asterales; Asteraceae.
AUGUCGAACGCUAUGGAGAAUGUGAAUGCUGGAGGAACGGGUGGCAGCCAAAAUAAUCGCACUCCUGGGACACCGCCGUUCAUGUUUUCGACCCUGCCCAUUAACUUCCAGCCACGAGCCCAACCGUCACAGAGCGCACGCAGCACUGUAAGUGCCACCAUCAUUGCUGACCUUCAGGAGCAGUUCCAGGAGUGGGAUAAGGCGUUAGAGCAGAUGCGACAGGAGAUGCAUGUCGCUGGUCUAUUGCCACCUGAGGGCGAGAACGAGGGUGGAGAUCAAUCAUUUGAUAACGAAGCACAUAGUCGUUCCGUGCCAAGGCAGGAGGUCGUUGGAGCUGUCAGAGGCCGAGGAAGUUCAUUCAGAACCUUCAUUAACUGUAAGCUGCCUACCUUUGAGGGAGGCGAGAGUGUUGUGGCAUGCCUUCGUUGGAUUAGGAAGAUGGACCAAACCUUCCAAUCUGGUGAAUUUACUGAGGACCAGAAUAUGAAUUAUGCGGUGCUAACAUUCGACAAGGAAGCACUCGAGUGGUGGGACACUAUUGAUGUACGACUCACUAAGGUCACUCGGAGGGCUAUGACUUGGGAAAUUCUUAGUAAGAAGGUGAAAGAUCAUUUCUGCAGUGAUGGUAGCGUACAACAGACGCAACAGGAGUUUUUGAAUCUUUAG